AUAAAAUACUGAUAGGACUAAACACAAACAUGCUGAUUAUUAUUGCAAAUAAUGAAUUAAUUUCGGCUUCAUGACUAUUUGGGGGCGUGGCACAGAGGCGCAGGGAAGUGUUACGGCUCUUCGCUGUAGUAUUCUGGGAUCGGUUUUAUAGCUCUGCGGCGCCUUUGAUUGGCUGACGACAACGGCGCCCAUAACGAUUGGCUGCUGACCGCGCACUCCGAGCCAAUGAAAACACUCGCAGUAAGAGUCGGUUGCUGGUGAUAGGCUUCUCGCGACCAGUGAGAACUCCGUCAUGUAGCGCGCGGGUUUACGGCGGAUGAAGUUCGUACGCGUAACGUCACCGUGGCGUAUUUUAUAGUUUAAUUCCCGAUACUUGAGUUUAAUUAUCGCAGCAUGUUGAGCGCGACGUCAGGCGCAGAAGUGUCGGCUCGCUCGACCUCUGUCGCAGCGCUUCUGGCGUCAAGAGCCGCGAAGAGAGCCACAGUAGAAGAGACGGAGAAACACCUGCAGGAGUCCAGCGUGAGUCUGCUGCUGAGACACCAGAACACCUCCGAGCUGCUGCUGGAGAUCACGUCACAUGGUAAAAUAAGGAGCUUCAGCUGUGACGGACACGAAGGGCUGGAGCUCAACACUGGCGUUCAGACGUCGGUUCUGGAGAGUGAGCUGAGGAGGAGAUCGGAGGAGACAGGCGUUCCGGUUGAGCUGCUGUCUGCCAGAGUUUUACUGGAGAACCUCCAGGAUCUGAUCACACGGACGGACGUGAACACACAGCGAGUCUUACUGAACACUAGACAGAGAGCCAGUGUGUGUGAGUUACUGCAGUCUGCUCAAGCGCUGAUGUCUGCUGGGAUAUUUAGCCCUGAGCUCCUCUGGCAGGAAUACUGGAAACUUCAGCCGGCCCUGGAGGUGGUUUAUCUUCUACACACUCACAGCAUCCUCUCGCUGGACUUCCUGCUGGAAAGAGACGCAGCCGUGAGGACAUGGAUCACUGAUCAGCUCAGAGCCUUGUGUGUCUGUGGGAGAACCUCCGCGGAUGAGCACCAGAUCCGUCAGAUCCUCUCCACUGUGGUGUGUGUUCUGGUGCGGAGGGCGUUUGAAGACCGCGCUCACACACUCUCUCACACAUGCUGCCUGAUUCUGGACGCCAUGAUCUCAUGGCUGCUGGACUCACUGAACGAUGAAGGCUCUGAGACGUCAGCUGCUGGCUUCUGGGUCCAGGUGUUUGACGUCCAGGUGUUUGCCGGCUGCGUCGCUGAAGAAACACUGCAGCGCUUCUUCACGCACGCUCUCAUGCGUCUCCUGACCUACCGACCCGUUUAUAAAGUGUCGGAUGUCAUCGCUGUACAGAGCGAAUGGGGCUUUGCCAAAACCCCUCCGUUACUGACGUCUCUCUUCCGUAAGGUGUGUGUUGUGUUCAGUGUGGAGCGUGUGCUGAGCCAGGUGCAGCAGGUCCUGGACACUCAGGAGGUAAACUGGCGUCACGUUCUCUGGUGUGUGUCUCACCUGCUGGUCUACGACUGUCAGACGCGGCACUCUCUCUCAGAUUUGCUCUCCAGGCUGCUGAGCUCAGCGUUUGACCUUUGUGAUGUGGAGAAGAUGAUCACACUGUUCCUGUUGGCCCGCCAGGCAUCCCUCGAGGGUCCUGCCAUCUUUCCCUCGUACAGCGAUUGGUUUAAAUUGUCGUUCGGAGGCUCCAGCAGUUAUCAUUCUAAAAGCAAGAAGUUCACUGUGUUUCUUCUGAAGUUCCUCUCGGAUCUCGUCCCUUAUGAACCACCGCAGUAUCUGAAGGUUCAUGUAAUGCAUCCUCCGUUCAUCGGAGGGAAGUAUCGCUCUCUGCUACAAGAGUACAUCUCUCUGGCCAAGACCCGACUGAGGGAUCUGAAGGUGUCUCUGGAGGAGACUGGGAUUUUUGAGCUGGUGAACGGCUCUGCUGCUGUGCUUGAAUGUCCAGCACAGCAGGAUGUUGAGAAGGCUGUAACACUUUUCAUGACCUCCAACAAGAUCCCAGCAACUGUGAUAGAGGCCAGUAUUUUUCGGAGGCCAUAUUUCCUGUCUCGAUUCCUCCCUGCUCUCCUCUCUCCACGUGUACUUCCUGUGGAGUCAGAUGACAGGAUGAUGUUCAUCGAGGCCUUGAGAAAGGCAGAUAAGAUUCCCGCCGCUCUCUACACGUCUUACACAGAAUCCUGUCAGAGAGAGACAUGCAGAGAAAAAGGUGUGUGUGAGUCGAGUGAGGAUGGUCACCUGCUGCUUCUACAGGAGCAGUUCCUUAAUUUGAGGAUGAUGAUGACCAAUGGGGCCACCGAUGGAGAUGUUCGUGCUCAGCUGUCCAGGAUCUCUCUGACCCUGAAGACUGUGUGCACUGAUGAAGAGACGGGAAGUGACGUCGUCAUCACACUGAACCGGGAUUCGCCGGAUUGGGCUCACGCUGCCGUCGUCAAUCUGAUCUUGCAGAGCUUCUGUCUGUGUUUACUGGAAGCGUCCAAAGUUAACCCUCCGAACAGGCAGGGUUUGUGGGCCAGUGUGUUCGUGAAGACUCUGCUGGGACACAGGCGGCUCGUCUCUGGUCUCGCUCACAGGCUGUGGCAUCUGCUCCAGCAGGAGGGCUCUGUGCUGAGUUCAGCUCACGUUCUGGGGCUGGCGGCUCUGCUGGCGGAGCUGCAUUACUGCAGACUCUCCGGUCCUCCGCUGCUGCUCCAGGGCUCUUCUGCUGAUGCUCUCCCCGUGUCCGAGGUUCUCUCUGAUGCUCUGCUCUGCUCCACACGCUCUCACAUGGCCCUCUGCCUCAGGUUCUGCGUGGCUGUCCUCUCGUAUGGGCUCUGCAGAGCAAACGCGCAGGCUGAAGAUCUCCACAACUUUAUCCCACAAAGACUUUAUAAAAAGGCUCAGUAUGUGAUGGCCAGACUAGUCCCGGAGACGCGAGCGCUCAUGAGUGAUGAGCAGGACUCUGACGCGUGCUCCGAUGACAUUGAUCUCUCCGGAAGCCUCACAGACUCUGCGGUUGCUCUGUGGAGAAGAGCUCAGAUCCGGUCUCUGAGGGAGCAGCCCCAGUAUCAGCUCUCUCUCUCCGAGUGGCUUUCAAGUGAGCUUCGUGUUCAGCGGAGCCGAGACGCACUAACAGAUCCAGAGAGACAGGAGUACGAACAGUGGGCUUGCGAACAGUAUUAUCUGCCCGUGUCUCAGCAUGAUGGUGGCUGUGCAGGAGAUGUGACUCGACUCUGUGCUUACAUUAUCACUGCUGUUUUGGACCAGCACACAUCGUGCCGGACAGGAGGAAGCUCCUAUCAGCACACAGACAGCUGUCUACCUGACCUUCUGUCUCUCUUACAGGCGUUACUCUAUGAAGUGGCGAUAACUCAGCAGAACACAUCAGAAAACGCUCACUUCCUGUGGGACCUGAUUGACAGCAGGUGCUCAGCGACCCCUGACCCCGAGGACGCCGGGAGCGAGCUGACCCAUCAGCUGACCCUUCAGGACAUCGGCCGGAUCCUGGUGCUGGUUCCUCCUGCCCUGCUGCUGAGCGUCAGGACCCACAGAACAGGAAGAAGAACUCUGGACUGCCAGAGAAUGAUGAAGCACAUCGGCCACGUUCAGGGGACGGCGUGCAACGAUGCUGGUCUUCUGCCCUUCAAUAUCACGGCUCACUUCCUCAAAGCGGUUGUGAGCUGCGGCGUCAGCUGUGAUCGUCCGUCUGAGGCGGUGGACGAGUGCCUGUCUCUCUUCAGUACAGAGUGUCCACUGCUGCCGCUGUCCGCCGCGCGCUGGUGGGCGUGUCUGUGGCCAGUGCUCAGCUCUCAGUGGAAGCGUCUGACUGGACGGGACGCUCUGCCUGAUCAGCUGCAGAUGCUGGAGGACAGCCACCGCUGGAGCAGACGGUUGCGAGCGGGGUGUGUGUGGCCCGUGCCGCCGGCUCCAUCGUGGCUGCUGGCUGCGUGUGUACACGCUUCUCUGAGGAGGUCCGUCAGCGAGGCGGAGGUUAAUAAACUGGCCAGACAGCUGCUGGACACGGACAGACAGGUUCUGCUCUUCUUGUUUGUCCUCAGUGUGAUGGAGCUGAUCUGCGCUCAUCUGAAUGAACAGGUGUGUGUGCAGCACGUCCAAGGUGUGAGUAUGUGUCUUCUCGCUCAUCUGCUGGAUGAUUCCGAUUGGCUGCUGCUGUUUGAUCGAUCCGGAUCAGGUCACACGCUGCCUCACUUCCUGUCUCGUGUGGCGUCUCAACAGACCCUGAGACUGAUGCCGUUCGCCUUUUACAGCGUGCUCGGCGGCGCGGAGUCUGAGGUUCUGGCGGCAGCGGCCCGGUGUUCGGGGUUCCUGUACAGCGCUGCGGUGUCGUACCGAGAGCUCAGCAGACUCUUCCUGAGCGGCCAUCAGCGGCAGCAGGUGCUGCUGCAGGCUCGGAGCACUCUGAUGAGCAGCAUCUCCCUCAGCUCCCCGGACUGUGUGACGCCCGGCCAGAGGAGACAGCUGCAGUUUGAUUACGAGCAGCUGGACCCAGAGAUCUGUGCAGCACUCGGCAGCUUCACGUGAGACAUCGUCAGAGGUCACGUGAUCAGAAGCGUUCGUCCGGAGGACCGAGCUCGGAAAUAAACCCUGACUGCUUUCCUGAAAACACCCCCCCCGAGUCCGUCCACUGCUUCGUUACAGACCAAUCGCUGCACUUUCACUACUCUUACAUCCUUAAUGCAUCACGCGAGAACAUGUUUCUAAUCUUAAAACUUUUAAAUAUAUACAUUCACUGCCAUCCUUGAUCAAAAACACUAAAAAAAAAAAAAAGGCAUAUUAUAACAUACUUUCAAAUAGAAUUCACAGAACUGUAUUU
This is a messenger RNA of Puntigrus tetrazona (Sumatra barb), 4816 nucleotides long. It is a transcript of the gene fanca, whose product is annotated as Fanconi anemia group A protein. Gene Ontology annotation, cellular component: Fanconi anaemia nuclear complex. The transcript is spliced from 42 exons. Lineage: Eukaryota; Metazoa; Chordata; Actinopteri; Cypriniformes; Cyprinidae. The record is from RefSeq and is a predicted model, not a curated record. Gene Ontology annotation, biological process: interstrand cross-link repair. Bases 394 to 4524 code for a protein of 1376 amino acids.